Messenger RNA from Cynoglossus semilaevis (tongue sole), 1361 nucleotides. RefSeq names its product early growth response protein 3-like. The annotation marks the transcript as partial. Lineage: Eukaryota; Metazoa; Chordata; Actinopteri; Pleuronectiformes; Cynoglossidae. The transcript has 2 exons. The record is from RefSeq and is a predicted model, not a curated record.
CGCGCAGAGACUGCAAGUGAGGGUGCCUCGUGUGGCGCUCUGUCCAUAUAUGGUCAUCUACGUCACACAAAUGUUCCAUCCCCCUAUUUAAUACAGACACACUGGAGUCCCCUCUCCAGCUCCAAUAGAGCAAGUGGGGCCGCUCUUUUGCAACCAACGCCACCACUACCACCUCCUUCUCCUUCUCCUCCUCCUCCUCCUCCUUUUUUGAUUCACAGACUUCAAAUUCCCUCACAAGCAGCUCAUCAGCUUCCACAGUGAUCACAUUAAUAACAACUCUACUCUGCCUGAGAGCGAUCACCCAAGGAGGACACAGAGAAGAACCAGCGCAGCGCGGCGCGUCCUCGGCGGGAUACCUGGUCAGGUCCAUCCACUCCUGCUCCACUGACGCCUCAUCUACACCUGCAGCUGUGUUUUGUUUUUGUUUGUUUGUUUUAACUCAACUUUUUUGGCUGGAACUUCUUGGGUAACCGGCGCCGCGUCCUUCAUAAAUGUCGUACUGAAUAUUAACUGCUAUGACAGGGAAACUAGCGGAAAAGCUCCCUCUUACCAUGAGCAGUUUAAUAAACACGAUCCCUGACAGUCUGUACCCGGAGGAGGACAUCCCGACAUCUAUGAAUAUUUUCACCAAUACGGAAUCUAUUAACCACUAUUCACAGAUGAAUACAGAUAAUAUUAUGGACCUGGGCAUGGGGAGCGAGAAGAUACCUUCAGAGAUCCAGUAUGGUUCCGGCUUUCAGUCCAACCGCAGUGGGCAGACUGUCACCUACCUGGGGAAGUUUGCCUUUGACACUCCUCCAUCAGGUGGCAUAGGAGGUUCAGGCUGGUGCUCUGAUAAUAACAUUAUCAGUCUGGUCAGCGCCGGGAUCCUGGGGGUAUCUCCAUCACCUGGCACGGUUACAGCGCAGACAUCAUCCUCUGCAGCCAGCAUGGGUGGACAAACGUCUGACAUGGAGCAGGUUUAUGGUCCACCACUACCUGCUUACUCCACCUGCAGUGACCUCUACCAGGACCAGGUCUCCUUUCACCACAGCCCCGCCACCAGCACAGCUCUACCCUACCCUGGCAAUGACUAUCACUCCACAUCCAAAGGCUCCAUGGAUGGAAGUCUUUUCUCCAUGAUCCCUGACUACAACCUUUUCCACCAUCAGGGUGAUGUUGGCGUGAUGGAACACAAGCCCUUUCAGACCAUGGACCCUAUCCGGGUCAACCCUCCGCCCAUCACACCACUGGAGACCAUCAGGGCGUUUAAAGACAAGCAGCAAAUUCACCCAGGUUUCAUCGGUGGACAGCAGCACCCUCCUCAGCACCACCCACCGCCACAGACUCUCACCCUAAAACCCACCCGGCCGAGGAAGGAC